Vespa velutina is the source of this 6781-nucleotide messenger RNA. RefSeq names its product LIM/homeobox protein Lhx3 (gene Lim3). Gene Ontology annotation, molecular function: DNA-binding transcription factor activity, RNA polymerase II-specific; RNA polymerase II transcription regulatory region sequence-specific DNA binding. Gene Ontology annotation, biological process: regulation of transcription by RNA polymerase II; neuron differentiation. Gene Ontology annotation, cellular component: nucleus. The coding region runs from base 1572 to 2981 and encodes 469 amino acids. Lineage: Eukaryota; Metazoa; Arthropoda; Insecta; Hymenoptera; Vespidae. The transcript is spliced from 7 exons. The record is from RefSeq and is a predicted model, not a curated record.
AUAUACUAAAAAAGACAGGAAAAUAAAAAGAAAAGAAAAAGGAAGAGAAGAAGAAAAAUAGAAGAAAAUGGAAGGAGAUCUUCGUUAAAUUGAAAAACAUGAUCAAACGAGAACGAGCAUAAGGUUGAUCUCCCUCGUUGAGAUUGGUCGUAAAGGAAAGAAACAAAAAAAAAGAGAUCAUCUCGAUCUGAAAACGGCAUGUUCAAGGUUAAGUCGAGAUAAACCGAGACCUGUGGACAGUAGUACCGAUAAGGAGUCGGAUCGUUGCCACGAAGUCUGCAAGAGUAAAAGAGAGAACCGACGAGUGUGUCGUUGGCUUUAGGCCUGGAAGGACUAACGUCGAUACUCUUUUUCGUUUAUGCUUUUUCGAUAUUUGCAUUUAAUCUAUAAUUUUUCGUUUAUAUUUCGUGGACGGUGAUAAAACGAAAUUGUUAAAUCACGAUGAAUCUCGAAGAGGAUCCUUUUGCAAAACAAAGAGAGAAGACGAAGAGAAAUAAAAAGAUUCGCGAAGGAUCAUUUCGACGUGAGAUAAAUAGGAAGAUUUAAGAAGAAACCGCCAAAAAAAAUCAGGUUUUAUGGAAUUCGAUAUACGAAAAGAGUUGAAAACUUUCGACGUGACACGUCGAUUCGUUAUAGAGUUUCCUGAAAGGUGACGAUUUGUAAUUAGAACGCGAUAAAGAUUCAAGCACGUGUAAAUACUACGUGUAAUAUUUCGUUCAUUGACGAGGACGAUUCAAUAAUAUCAAUCUUUAAAGAUAUUAACAGCAAAUAUGUCUGACAUUACUAACUUCGAGAUUUCAAAUAAGGAUUUAUAGAUUAAUUAUUUUGUUUUUUGACAAAAGUGAUCAAGGACGCAUACGUGUGUAUAUAAAAAAUCGUAAUCGAAGAAACUAAUCGAUGAAAAUUAUUGAGCGAUAGUGCGAUCGAGUGCCUCUUGACGAUCAUUUUGAUUACCAAAGACUGGCUACCAACUACACGGUUACCGUCGCUCAGUGAUCAACGGAAUCUUACCGGCGGAACGGACGAUACGGUACGACGAUUAGAAGAAAAAGCAUCGAUUUAUUUAUUAGACUCGAUAAAUCAUCGUAUACCUUUUUUUCUUUUAACAACAAUAUAAUUACAUAAUUGGAUUAGUGAUAAGUGAGAAGUGCCAGUGCCGAAAUCGGAUCACGUGUGUAAACUCGAAUAAAAGUAAAAAAGCUCACGAUCGAAAUAUCUAUCUCUAACUAUCUCUAACUAGGUAAAAAAAAAAAAAAUAAUUGAUAAAAGAUUUAUUUUCUUCAAAUUAUAUGAGUGAUUUUCAAAUUGAUAACAGUAUUAUUUAAUUGUUUACAAAAUUGGAAGUUAUCAAAGUCGAUUAAAAUAUAGAGUUAUAAUAAAACGAGAAACGAUAUCGAGUGAAUAGAAAUAAGAUAUUCUAAUUUGAUAGCUCGAUCGAGGAUAUACUUAGACUGGAGCUGUAUUUGCCAUACGCACCACUGCCGGGGGGUGGUGAGAUCCUCCCGGCAGUGAGCACGGGUGCUGCUUCAGGUGGCUGUCGUCCGGUGCUAUUGGGUGGCAUCGAUUUGUCGAUGUCGGCAGCGGUGGAACCGGUUCCGACGCUACCAACGCUACCGACGAGCGGACUACCAGCUCACAAUUCUCUCCAUCAUCCGCCCGGAGGUCUGGCCUUGCCACCCUUGGCUUCGGCCUCAGUUAUGAUGCCACGUCCACCACCGGGUACCACCAUGCCACCUCUUGGUCCAUCCUCUUUGCCGCAGGCUCAUCAAGAUACCGGAGACCUAGCGGACACUCCGCCCAAUCCUGACGUCCUCUUAGCUCUUCUAGCCAGGAAUAAAAACUUGGAAGCCUCGAUACCGAAAUGUGGUGGUUGCCAGGAAGCAAUCUUGGAUAGGUAUGUGUUGAAGGUCCUAGAAAGGUGUUGGCACGCGAGAUGUCUGACCUGUCGAGAUUGUGGAGCAAGACUAACUGACAAAUGCUUCGCGAGAAACGGCCAUGUCUUUUGCAAGGACGAUUUCUUCAAGCGUUUUGGGACGAAAUGCGCGGGCUGCGGCCAAGGGUUGGCACCAUCGCAAGUGGUAAGGAGAGCGCAGGAGUUGGUGUAUCAUCUGACGUGUUUCUCCUGCGCACUCUGCUCGCGACAAUUGGACACCGGGGAUGAAUUUUACCUCAUGGAGGAUAGAAAACUCGUCUGCAAGCCGGACUACGAACAGGCAAAGGCAAAAGAGCUGGCCGACGGCGGUAGCAUCGAUGGAGAUCAACCGAACAAGAGGCCGCGAACGACGAUCACGGCGAAACAAUUGGAGACCUUGAAAUUGGCGUACAAUACCAGUCCAAAACCAGCGAGACAUGUUCGAGAACAGCUCUCGCAGGACACAGGUCUGGAUAUGCGUGUCGUCCAGGUGUGGUUUCAAAACAGGAGAGCAAAGGAGAAGAGACUGAAGAAGGACGCCGGUAGGACAAGAUGGUCGCAGUAUUUUCGAAGUAUGAAAGGGACAAGUGCUGGUGGACAUUCACCUAGGCAUGACAAAUUACUCGACAAGGACGAACUUAAAGUUGAUUUGGAUUCGACCUUCGGCCAUCACGAUUUGAGUAACGAUAGUUACGGAACGGUCGUGAAUAUGGGAUUGGACGGAGAAGGUGCGAGUCCAGGUGGUGGUGGAAAUAGUGGUAGCGGUGGACCACCUCGUAGUUAUUUAGGUGCAACGACACCACCUUAUCUAUCGACAUCCAGAUCGCCGUCCUUACCACCACAAUUUCCAUACCCACCGGAUGCAGGUCUUUCAGUAUACACUACUCUCGGAGGUCCAGGAGGUAUGGUACCAGGACCUGCAUCGGAUCUUAGCAACGAAUCGAGUGGGGGUGGUGGUGGUGGCGGUGGUGGUGGCGGCGGUGGUUACCCCGACUUUCCACCCUCACCGGAUUCCUGGCUUGGAGAGCCACCCUCGCACGCUCAUCACCACUCACAUUACGCCACAUAACCCGCCAAAGCCGAACGAAAUCGAAUACCGUCUAAAAUAAUGCAACGCUACGGAACACUUACCUGACGACAGACUCUCCUUGAGAUUAUUACAAAUGAGAAGAAUCACGUGUCCUCGGAUCUCUUCCGUUAGGGUCGUCGUUGUUGUCGUCGUCAUCGUCGUUCUAGCCGAUUACACAUUUAUGUCAAUGUACUUACGACAAGUAACUACGCGUUGCGAUUUAUUCGAAUUCAUUUAUGUACAAAUUCUAUAUUGCCUCGAAACGAAAGGGUAAUAAAAAAAAAAAAGGCGCGAAAUUGAAAAACAGAACGGUUUGAAAAUUACGAAAUGAAUUCAAGAAAGACGCUCGAGUAAUACAGUAAAUCGAAUAUAAAUUUUGGGUGAUGAUAGUAAUUUAAACGAAAAUUUAUUAUCGGUAAUUCGGUAUCAUUGUAAUUAUUUAUUUGAUACUAUUAUGACUUUGUUUCAAUCGAGACUUCAAAAUAUAUUCGUGACUUCGGUCUAUUCGAAAGCAUCGCAUGAACGAUGAAAAAAUUUUAUGAAUGCACCGUUCUUUCUCGCGCCAAUAAUUGAAAGAUUUCUAUAAUGAAAGACAGUAAUGAAUCUUAUCGUAAUAAUCGCGAUCGACGUUCUCUUAUUUCGUGUGUAUAUUUGACGUCAUAUAAGUAUUAUUUAUAUGUAAAAUAUAAAAAUGUAAGAGUAUCGAACGAUGAAGUACUUGAAAAAGAAAAGAAAGAAAAAACAAAUGGAAUUCAAGUACGAAAUCUUAACGAUCUAUAGCUUGACUCUCUCAUGAUCAAUCAAACUCUAUCUUAAGACGUUUUAACGUUGGUUUUUUCCAUUCAAACAAAUGCGAAAAAGUGAAGCGUCCCUACCACCAAUCACGUACGAUCUAAUGACAACACGACGGAAAUCAAAGGCGACUCAUCGCGAGUGUAUUAAAUUUAACUCGUGAUAAAUGAAUUUCGGCGUAAUAUUUCGGGAGAUGUAAUCUGGAAAUUCCAGCAUCGAUGAAUUGUCGCGUAAGUAACGUACACGAACAUGCACGGACGUAUCUAUUUAUCUAUCGUUAUCGAGCCGGUAGCUCUUUCAAGGUAUUGAUCGUGUAUAACUAUCGAAGUCAGCUUUCGUGGAAAUUCUUGCGUAGCUCGGAGUCUCAUAAACUUGAAAGAGAAAGAAAACUCGCGUAGCCAUAUUUUGUGACUAUUUGAAUGGAAUAGUCCAAAUAUAUUAUGGAAUAUUUUCUUUCUGUUUAACGACAUAAUUAGAAAAAAAAAAAUUUAUAUCUUCUGGUAAUCUGUCUAUUUUGAAAGAUAUUUUAACAUUCAAUAUUUUUAUCAAGAUAGAAAACGAUCGAUACUUUUACUUAUAGAUACCAUUUCUUAAUAGAUACGUCUUUAUUUCCCCCGAAGUAUCUGUUUAGUUGUUAUAUUUAAUAUCGUGUGUUCCGUAUAAGUGAUAAAUUUUUAAUUGAAUCUUUUGCCCAAAUUUCUAAUUGACAUGGGGCUAGUAAUUUGAUUUUUUUCUAUGAAAUGUUUCAAGCAGAAAUAAUUGAAAUAUUCUUACUGCGUUUCAAAAAGACACAUUGAUUACAAAUUCUAGAAGAUUAAAUUCAGAAGAAAACUAUAGUUAUCUUCGUACGAGUGUCAUAUAAAUGAUCAAUAAUUUUCUUUAAAAGAUAAAUAUUAUAAAUCGAUGUCCGAUUAACAAAUGAAGUAUUAAUUCUAAUGAGAAUUUGUAAUCAAAAGUAAAACACGAUUCGUAGGUGAAGAUAUGUGUUUUACAAAAGAUAUACUUUUCUGAGAAUCAAUGAGCACAAUUAUUUCACCAUACGGAUUAUCUCUUAAUCGUUUACACUUUUCAAAAGUUAGAACGUUUAGUCAUUUCAUUUACAUAAAAUAGUACAAAGGAUAUAUUCCAUGAUCAAAGUUAUUAUUUUCUAAGUAUCUAAAUCAUAAAUACAAGAGUCGAUAAUGCAGAUCCCUUCGUUGAUACUUGUAAUAAAAUCAAAUUUUACUUGUUCGCAAAAAUUUACGAUCGAUCGAUCAUACUGGAACAAAACAGAUUGAACAAAUCGUGAUAAUCAAAAUUGCAAUUAGUUUAUAGAAACUGAAAAUCGAAAAUAUGUACAUGAUCAAAAUAAUUGUUCUGGUUUCGAUCGAUAAUGAAUAAUAUCGAAAAAUAAAAUCCGGCGAAUGAUAUAAACAACUUUUCGUUCCUUCUGGUUUAUUUCAAAUUUUAUACGCGUUCUUCGAAGAAAACAAAGAAACAAAGGGAGAUAGAGAAAAAGAAUGAACAAAAAUAAAAGUACACAGAUGAAUUUUAUUGUGCACAUAGAUAAGGUGCGAUAAUGUUGCGAAUCAAAGGAAAAAAAAAAACAAAAAAAGAAAAAGAAAAUAAAAUAAAAUAAAAGGGAUCUCUUUCCGCACCAUCAUCGGAUUUUCUACAAGUUUAUCGAUGAUAAUUCUACGUGCAUCUCGUAUCAUUAAAUGAAGCAUAUAAUCGCGUAUAUUACAUGCGGGAACUGUAAUCGAAACUGAAUCUUUAUCGAUUCGUAUCUCUUGCAUAAAAUUUUUGCUCAAUGAAUUCUUUCAUUUUUGUUUUUUUUUCUUUUUUUUUUUUUUUUUUUUUUUUUUUUUAACAUCGGCUCUCUAAAACACUGUUGUGCGUAUUAAUCGCAAGUAACACAUUCGAUGUUCUACAUACGUACAUAGUAUAUUUAUAUUACGUAUUAUAUUUAUAUACGUAUUAUAUUUGAUAUAUAGAUUAAAAUAUAUAAGAAUCGUGAAUCUAUCUGCGGUUAACUCGAACAAGAUAAGAUAUCUAAUUUCAGAAAAGACAGAUAUAUUCAGAAUAUAAGUAGGAAUUCAUGGAACGAUCAAUCGACCUCGAAAAAUCAAACUGAGAUUAUACGUAAUUGUACGAUUGUACGUAAAAUAAUUGUUUUUGGUUCGUCUUAUUCGAUUUCUAAGGGGAAAAAAAAGGAAAAACGAAAAAAAGAAAAAAAAAUACACACUCAUCACGUAAUUGCCAUCAGAUUUUGAUUACAGUUCUUGAUCAUAUAUAGCAGCGUGCUACUGAAAAAGUGUCACUGUAGAAUUGUAUAUAUGUAUACCCCUCUUCCUAAUCAUUUUGCCUACAAAUUCAAUUAUCAUGAGGAAAGAAGCGAAGAAAAAGCGUUAAGAAAGAUGUAUUAAACGACUAAGAAAGAGUGAAAUGUUGUACAAUAUGAAGAAAGAAAAAAAAAGAAAAAAAAAAAAAAAAAAGAAAAAAAAACUGAUUUUGUGCUCCUCACCGAACUUGACGGACAAAAAUAUGCGUGUGAUUAUCGCAGCAGUUCGCAACUUCACCGAAAUCGGUUAUUACGGAUCUUUAUAUUAUUAUCUAGUCAUCAAGUGAUAAUAAAAAUUUAUCAUAAUCUAUGUUAAUUCGUAUUUUAUUCGUAUACCAAUGUCGUUUCGGUAAUGAAGCGCGAUCUAGACGAAGCAUUUGUCCAUAAAUUAAAAAUUUAGUAUAAUAUUUUCUGUGUAAGGAAAAAUAAAAAUAAAGAAUAGGAAUAAAUGCGUCUAAAUAACGAAAAAAAAAAAAAGAGCAUAUUUCAAACCGCAAAUAUUAAUGGCACUUUAUUUAUGAAGACUAUGUACAGAUGCCGUAUAAUGAUGCACACCUUUAAACUCGCGAGUGUGAUUUCAUAUAAUCGAUAAAAUAAUUAAUUGAAGAAUAAGUUCAUAAUCAAGAACUUACUCUAUAGGAAAGAAAAUGAAAAAAAAAAAAAAAAAAAAAGAGAGAGGGAGAAAGAA